CUGCCAUCCUCCACUCAGCAAAACCCAGCAGCAGCCAUGAGCCAGAAGAGCGGUGGAGAGGCGGUUCCUCCUCCCUCAGCUGCCCUUGACUCAGGUAAGCCCCUCCUCCUCUACCCCCUCUUCUCUUCUGCCUCCAUGGUAACAGUGAGCAGUGCUGGUAAUGGUUCCAUCCUGUUUCCUGGAGUCAACCCUUCUUUAGGCUACCUGCAAGACCACUUCCAACUACAUUAGGGGUAGGCAGCACACAGUCUGUACCUGUAGGCUUACACCUGCAUGUAGAGAGUACAGCCAAUAGGCAAGGAGCAGCUGCUGAAGACCGGAGUUAUGAGGCCUUAUUGCCCUCUCCCAUGGGCGUCCUGUGGCCCUCAGCAAACACACUGCACACAAUGCCAGCCAGCCAUCCCUGGGCACUGGGGACUUGCUCACGUCUCUGAAGACUGUGAACAGUUCUAACUUGCCCCGGUUUAGAGUGAGUUUCAGUAGAACCAGAAGUCUGUUGCCUUCGGACAUCAGUGCUUCAAUGCAGCCAAUGCAGCCCUCAGACAAGGCGGGACAUACUGGCUGUAGCUGGAGGAAGGUGAAGUAUUUUUCAGUUUACAUGAAAUUUAAUUUGGGACUGUAGGUUUUACUGCAAAUUGGCCUUACUUCUUCUGGCUAUCUCUUCUUUUCACUUUUUUUGUGAGCUUUAUUUUGUACCCCAAAUCUUUGGAAUCAAGUAUUGAAAAAAUACUUUGACAUUUAAAAUGUAGGUUUCUAUUAGUUCUCUGUCAAAUGAGGACAACUCUUUAAUUUUAGGCUGUCCAGCAGUUCAGGUUAGUCUUUUUUGGUCACACCAGACAAUUUUGCCUGUCGCUUUGGCUCUUUGUUCAAAUAGUUUCUACCUCUCCGUAUCCCUGCACAGCCUUCCUCCAUUUGCCAGCCAUAUAGCUCUCUGCUGAAGCAUCUCUGCUCUGUCCUUUUUACACCUUUGCUGUUCUGUGCUGUUACUGUACUUUGCAAGGCGGGUGCAUGCUGGCUCUGAUAUUACCCUACACCCAUCACCCAUCCGUUGCCUGCCCUGCUACUUUUUAUAGCUUGGCCUGGCUGUCACCACAUCCCUGAUGCCAGUGUCCUUCCUGUUUAGCUCUGUACGGCUGCACACUUCCAUGCCUCUGUUCCUGUUCCAAUCCCUGUUCUUAUCCCUGUCCUGCCACCCCUGCCUGUAACCUUAAGGCUUCAUUACUUGUGUCCCCUCCCCUGACCACUCUUCUUUGAGAUAUGGCUGAAUGGAGAUGUAGCAUCACUCUAGGUUGGCUUCAGCUGUUAUGUAGGAAUGUUGGCUGUUUUUAGUCAGCUCUUGCCGUAGAAAAUUCAUAUUGCUUUUACUUUGCUGAUUAGCUCUCCCUUUUUUUCUAAUUGAUGUAACAUGUUAUUGAUUUCCAUCUAGAAGUCUGAAAUGGGCAUGAAUUAUUUGUUGUCAGAGGUCAACUUUCUUCCUUGCCUUUCAGUCAGUCUAUAUAGUACUAAUGCCAGGCCAUUUAAUGGAGGUCAUUUCAAGUAGUGCAUUUCAUAAGAGAGUCUGUUUUUACGUUUUAAGUAGGUAAUUGCAGCGGGAGUCUUUUUAUAGGUGUACACCCAUUAGAGAGGGAAAUGACCCUAUAUUACUUUUGCCCAUAAUUUCAUUCAGUUCAUCUUUAGGAAUGUUUGUUUAGUUCAGACCUUACUAUCCCAGCCACUCCUUCUCCUGCUUCCCACCCAUGCUAAAGGGUCCGAGUUUUCUUGUGCCAACUUAGCUUCUGCAUGAGUUUAAAGUGGAAAUGCAUUUUAUUUUACAAGCUCCAAAAUGACACUCAGCCUGUACAUUGAACAGCACCUGAUCAAUAUCAGAAUCCACACACCUCAGCAAUAUAUUGACAAGUGAACAUACUCCACAAAGUUUUUGAAAUGUUCUUCCUUUCUUUGUUUCAAUAAUAUUCAGCAAAUGCACAAAGUGAAUUGCUUUUUUUGUUGAUUGGAUACAAUUUGUUUUGCUAUUAAUGAACUUAACUUGCAUUUUAGCUGGGCCCCACAGGCGUCGUGGUGGGUUGUGUGACUGUCUUUCUGUCAGUAGUGAAGACAUUUAGUCCCAAGGGCUCUUAACCCAUCAAAAUUCACCCAGGGUGUUGAGUAGGUCCGUCUAAACUUUAAGACUUCUUAUUAUUUUCAUUUUAUUGCAUUUACAGUUUUUUGUGUUGUAUUGCAACUGAGUUUUUUAUGUCAACGUUUUGUUUCUUUAAUUCUGCAUUUAAAUGGUAGUGGAACACAGUGUAGAAGGGGGUGGGGUUAAAGGGACAUUAAAAAAAAUAUAUAUCUACAUCAUAUUCAUUAUCUCCAGCACCUCCCCAACAUCAACAUAUGCAAAAAUUGUGCAUUUCUGUGUUUUGUAGUAAAAAAUAUCCAGAUAUGUUUUUCCAAUGACAUCAACCAAUUAGUAGAUUAUGUCUACUCGAAAUGUGUCAAUUGCACGAUGCACAACGAUAAAUGUCAUUGGAAACACUUAUCUUCCUCCUUUUUUUACUACAAAUCAUAGAAACUCACCAUUUUCACAUAUGUUGAUGUUGGUGUGGUGCUGUAGGUGAUGAAUAUGACGUUGAAAAAAAAAAGGUUUCCUUCAAGGGUUUAAGGGUAAAGAAAAGCAGAACUUGGGCUAGGAUGGAACAUGCAAUGGUCCCAGAGAUGGAGGCAUGGGUCUUCGGUAAUGCGUUUACAAUAAGAGCAAAUGUUCUAUGUUUAUUUGAAAAUGUAUUAAGUCUACGCUGUAAUACACCUUGAAUCCUAUUGCCUCCAUCUGCAGGGGCUGUGCAAUCACAUUGGUUUUAAGAGCAUGGUGAUUUGCAGCCACCUUGAGCAUUUUUGUUAAGUGGAAAUUGGUAGGGUUUGUGGAAAGAAUAGCCUACAUAUAUUGAAUGAUACUUCUGGUACUACCAUUUUAUGGCCAAACCAAAUAGUUCCAGUGCCUUCAGAAAGUAUUCAUACCCCUUGACUUAUUACACAUUUUGUUGUGUUAAAGCCUGAGAUCAAAAUGUAUUAAAUCGUUUUUUUUCUCUCAACCAUCUACACACAAUACCACAUAUUGACAAAAUGAAAACAUGUAUUUAAACAUUUUAGCAAAUUUAUUGAAAAUGAAGUACAGAAAUAUUACAUUUACAUAAGUAUUCACACCGCUGAGUCAAAACUUUGUAGAAGCACCUUUGGCAGCGAUUAAAGCUGUGAGUCUUUCUGGGUAAGUCUCUAGGAGCUUUCAACACCUGAAUUGUCCAACCAUUUGACAAAUGUUUUAUUAUUAUAAUUUAUUUUAUAUCAUCUUUUUUAAGCACUGUCAAAUUGGUUGUUGAUCAUUGCAAGACAACCAUUUUCAGGUCUUGCCAUAGAUUUUAGAGUAGAUUUAAGUAAAAACUCUGCCACUUGGGAACAUUCACUGUCUUCUUGUUAAGCAACUCCAGUGUAGAUUUGGCUUUGUGUUUUAGGUUAUUGUCUUGCUGAAAUGUGAAUUAAUCUCCAAGUGUCUGGUGGAAAGCAGACUGAACCAGGUUUUCCUCUAGGAUUUUGCCUAUGCUUAGCUCCAUUCCAUUAUAUUUUUUAUCCUGAACCCCCCCCAGUCCUUAAUGAUUACAAGCAUACCCAUAACAUGAUGCAGCCACCACUGUGCUAAAAUAUGGAGAGUAGUACUCAGUAAUGUGUUGUAUUGGAUUUGACCGAAACAUAACACUUUGUAUUCAGGACAAAAGGUUAAUUGCUUUGACACUUUUCUUGCAGUAUUACUUUUGUUGCAAACAGGAUGCAUGUUUUGGAAAAUGUUUAUUCUGUACAGGCUUCCUUCUGUUCUCUCUGUCAAUUAGGUUAGUAUUGUGGCUAGGGUUGCACAUUUUGGGGAAUGUUCAGAGGUGAAAACUUUCCGUGGGAAUAUAUGGGAAUUAACUUUUUUGGGACUGGGGGCAGUAUUGAGUAGCUUGGAUAAAAAGGUGCCCAGAGUAAACUGCCUGCUACUCAGGCCUAAAAGCUAGAAUAUGCAUAUAAUUAGUAGAUUUGGAUAGAAAACACUCUGAAGUUUCUAAAACUGUUUGAAUGAUGUCUGUGAGUAUAACAGUACUCAUAUGGCAGGCAAGAACCUGAGAAAAAAUCCAACCAGGAAGUGGGAAAUCUGAGGUUUGUAGAUUUUCAAGCCAUUGUCUAUCGAAUAUACAGUGUCUAUGGGGUCGAAUUGCACUUCCUAAGGCUUCCACUAGAUGGAAACAGUCUUUAGAACCUUGUUUGAGGCUUCUACUGUGAAGGAGGGGGGAAUGAGAGCUGUUUGAGUCAGGGGUCUGGCAGAGUGCCAUGAGCUCAGUCUCGCUCCCGUGAGAGUUAGCUGCGUUCCAUUGCAUUUCUACAGACAAAGGAAUUCUCCGGUUGAAACAUUAUUGAAGAUGUAUGAUAAAAACAUCCUAAAGAUUGAUUCUAUACUUUGUUUGACAUGUUUCUACGAACUGUAAUAUUACUUUUCGUCUGAACUUUCGCCUGGACUUGCCCGCGCCUCCUGAGUUUGGAUGUUAACUAAAUGUGCGAACAAAAAGGAUGUAUUUGAACAUAAAUGAUGGACUUUAUCAAACAAAACAAACAUUUAUUUUGGAACUGGGAUUCCUGGGAGUGCAUUUUGAUGAAGAUCAUCAAAGAUAAGUGAAUUUUUAUAAUGCUAUUUCUGACUUCUGUUGACUCCACAACAUGGCGGGUAUCUGUAUGGCUUGUUUUUGUGCCUGAGCGCCGCAUUCAGAUUAUUGCAUGGUGUGCUUUUUCCGUACAUUUUUUUGAAAUCUGACACAGCGCUUGCAUUAACGAGAAGUGGAUCUAACACUUGUAUCUUUUAGCAAUGUUUAUUAUGAGUAUUUCUGUAAAUUUAUGUGGCUCUCUGCAAAAUCACUGGAUGUUUUGGAACAUAAUGCGCCAAUGUAAACUGAGAUUUUUGGAUAUAAAUAUGAACUUUAUCGAACAAAACAUACAUGUAUUGUGUAACAUGAAGUCCUAUGAGUGUCAUCUGAUGAAGAUAAUCAAUGGUUAGUGAUUAAUUUUAUCUCUUUCUGCUUUUUUGACUCCUCUCUUUGGCUGGAAAAAUGGCUGUGUUUUUCUGUGACUAGGUGCUGACCUAACAUAAUCGUUUGGUUGUGCAUUUGUCGUAAAGCCUUUUUGAAAUCGGACACUGUGGCGGGAUUUACAACUAGUUUAUCUUUAAAAUGGUGUAAAAUACUUGUAUGUUUGAGGAAUUUUAAUUAUGGGAUUUCUGUUGUUUUGAAUUUGGCGCCCUGCAAUUUCACUGGCUGUUGGCGAGGUGGGACGCUACCGUCCCGAAUAUCCCAGAGAGGUUAAUGGGAAUAUAUUGGAAUUAACAGAAGUAUAUGCAAAUGCAUAUUAAUACCAUUUAAAUGUAGAUGUUUUUUUGCAUUGGAUAUAUUUAACAUAUAAUUAUGGAGACAGAAACAUAAACAUUUUACCUUAUCAUAAGCCUACAUAAUUGCAAAUUAUUAAAUCAUUCCAAUGGAAAUAUAAAAAAAACUAUUUAGUUAGGAAUUUAACUUUAAUUAAAUGAGUUGACUCUUCACAUGGGAUGAUUUCACUGAACAACAAAAGAAAGGGAAUAUUGAAUGAUCAAUCCCCAAAGAUCCAUUGCAUCUCCCAAAAACUUUCAACAUACAUCUGUAAAAUGAUAGUCUAGAAACUAAAGCUUUGGUUGUCUUCCUCUCAAGCUUACAUGUCUUCUCCCUGGACCUCCUCAAUGUCCACCUCUUGAACAUCAGACUCUGAGGCAUCAUCUUCACUGUCACUUUCCUACCUUGUUGAGGAUGGCUCGAUGUCAGGCUCAAAAAGUCUCAAAUUUGCCCGGAUGGCCACCGAUUUUUCAACCCUUGCUUUGGUCUGUGUGUGUUCUCAAACAAGGACCAGUUGCGCUCUGAGGCGGCUGAUGUUGGUGGGAUUUGGGGGAUGAUGGACAGAGGAAAGAGUCUCAGAUCCAUAAAGUCCCUUCCACCAGGUGGCUGAUGAGAUAUGUUGGCACGACUGCAAUAUUGCAUCUCCAUCCCAAAGCCCUUGCUUGGAAGUGUACUUCGCCAGACUCCCAAGAACCUUGCCCUCAUCCAGGCCAAGGUGGCAAGACACGGUAGUGAUGACACCAUAGGCCUUGUUGAUCUCUGCACCAGACAGGAUGCUCUUGCUAGCAUACUUGGGGUCCAACAUGUACACUGCGGCGUGUAUGGGCUUCAGGCAGAGGUCUUCACUCUUUUUGAUCUAUUUCAGAACUGCAGUUUCCUCUGCUUGGAGAAACGGUGAAGUGGGCAGGGCAGUACGGAUUUCUUCUCUUACAUCUGCAAGCAGAGUCUGAACAUCAGACAGAAUGGCAUUGUCUCCCUCAAUCCGUGCAAUGGCUACUGCUAUAGGUUUCAGGCUGCUUACCACUCUCUCCCAAAAUACAUCAUCCAGGAGGAUCCUCUUGAUGGGGCUGUCCAUAUCAGCAGACUGUGAAAUGGCCAUUUCUUGGAGAGACUCAUUCCCCUCCAGGAGACUGUCAAGCAUGACAACACCACCCCAACGAGUGUUGCUGGGCAGCUUCAAUGUGGUGCUCUUAUUCUUCUCACUUUGCUUGAUGAGGUAGAUUGCUGCUAUAACUUGAUGACCCUUCACAUACCUAACCAUUUCCUUGGCUCUGUCGUAGAGUGUAUCCAUUGUUUUCAGUGCCAUGAUGUCCUUGAGGAGCAGAUUCAAUGCAUGAGCAGCACAGCCAAUGGGUGUAAUGUGAGGGUAGGACUCCUCCGCUUUAGACCAAGCAGCCUUCAUGCUGCAUUGUCUGUCACCAGUGCAAAUACCUUCUGUGGUCCAAGGUCAUUGAUGACUGCCUUCAGCUCAUCUGCAAUGUAGAGACCGGUGUGUCUGUUGUCCCUUGUGUCUGUGCUCUUGGGGGUGGAGAUGAUGUAGUUAAUUAUUCCUUGCCCGCAAACAUUCGAUCACCCAUCAGAGAUGAUUGCAAUACAGUCGGCUUUCUCUAUGAUUUGCUUGACUUUCACUUGAACUUUGUUGAACUCUGCAUCCAGCAAAUGAGUAGAUAAAGCAUGACUGGUUGGAGGGGUGUAUGCUGGGUGUAGAACAUUCAGAAAUCUCUUCCAAUACACAUUGCCUAUGAGCAUCAGAGGUGAACCAGUUGCAUACACAGCUCGAGCAAGACAUUAAUCAGUAUUUCUCUGACUACUUUCCUCCAUUGAGUCAAAAAAACAUAAGCUGUUGCUAUCGAUAAGGUGUCUGAUUCAUAAUUUUCACCUCGAAUAGAAGUUGAGGGACUUUUGUCAGAGGUUGCUUGUUGUGAGCGCUGAGGGAACAUUAGUCACUUGGCCAGAUGAUUCUGCAUCUCUGUUGCAUUCUUCACACAUUAUUUGACUCAGUAUUUGCAAAUGUACACAGAUUUUCCUUCUACAUUAGCUGCAGUGAAGUGUCUCCACACAUCAGAUAGUGCCCGUGGCAUUUUCCUGUAAAGAUUAGAGAAAAAAAAUGUUAAACAAAUACAAUUCCAUGUACAGAUAAAUAGUUAAGCAGUUAGAUUAAACAACUCCUUUGUAAGAUAAAUGUUUUAAAAUGAAACGUGUAUGGAAACAGGUGAAUUAACACUCCUCAGUUAGCAGGCUCAAGUAAGCUAAAAUCCAUAUGGUAGCAAAAACUAACUAGCAAAAAUUGUUAACAAGUUAGAAAUGAUUUAAACAUUUAAACUUUUCUGUAGGCUACUAUUUACUAGUUAACAAAAAAUCAUGUAUGUCAUAAAAUCAAUUCACCUGACCCUUUGCAACCCUAAUUGUGGCAUAACUACAAUGUUGUUGAUCAUCCUCAGAUUUUGCCCAUCACAGCCAUUAAACUCUUUAACUGUUUAAAUGUCACCAUUGGCCUUAUGGUGAAAUCCCUUAGCAGUUUCCUUACUCUCCGACAACUGAGUUAGGAAGGGCACCUGUAACUUUGUGGUGACUGGGUGUAUUGAAACACCAUCCAAAGUGUAAUUAAUAACUUCACCAUGCUCAAAGGGAUAUUCAAUGUCUGCUUUUUUAAAUACUUUUUUUCCCUUCUUUGAGAGCAUUGGAAAACCUCCCUGGUCUUUAUGGUUGAAUCUGUGUUUGAAAUUCACUGCUCGACUGAGUGACCGUACAGAUAAUUGUAUAUGUGGGGUACAUAUCCAAAAAUCAUGUUAAACACUAUUAUUGCAUACAGAGUGAGUCCAUGCAACUUAUUAUGUGACUUGUUCAGCACAUUUUUACUUCUGAACUUAUUUAGGCUUGCCAUAACAAAGAGGUUGAAUACAAGGGAUUUUUUUUAUUUGUAAAAAUGUGAAAAGAAUAAUUCCACUUAGACCUUGUGGGGUAUCGUGUGUAGGUCAGUGACAAAUCUCAGGUAAUCGAUUUUAAAUUCAGGCUGUAACACAACAAAAUGUGGAAAAAAUCUACCGUGUGAAUACUUUCUGAAGGCACUAUAUAAAAUGUGUUCAUAAUAUACACCAUUUUAUGUAUGACAUUUUCUAGCUUCAACCUAUCUGUACUUUGUUCCUCUGGAUGUCUUUGUACCAAACCUCCUCAGAGUAAUUAUACAUGAAGCCUUCAACCUUUUUGUCCUCCAUCUCCCUUUGAAUAUUGAAUUGCAAUGAAUUUCGUUAGCCAUGGUAUUAUGCACAAACGGAGCAGGUGUAGACUCAAAAUGAAUCCUGAGUCAGCCAUUUUGGUGGUUAUAUGGGCUCCUAUUGAACAGGACAUCUUCAUUAGCACCUGGCGCUCAGCAUUUCAAGGUUAUCAGAUGUACUGUACUGUUUGCAGGUUUAAUAAUUUGUCAAGAUCAAAAGGUUUAAAACCAGGCAAUGCUUAACGAGGGCCAGUUUCUUGGAACCAGAUUAAGCCUACUCCUGGAUUAAAAAGACUCUCCAAUGAAAGUGCUUUUUAGUCCAGAAAUAGUCUUAACUUGACAUGAUGAUGACCAAAGACACAUUAGGCUUUAAAGAGGCUAAACAACAGGGUUUAAAAGGUGUCUGUGAUAAAUGCCUCUUUCUGUGGCCAGGUGCCUUUCUCCUGUGAUAAAUCAGACUUCUUGAUUUUAAAUUAUUUAUACCCUGGAUAAAGAGAUGCAGCAGUGCUCUACUCCAUCCUCCCUGUAUGUGUCUCUGGGUUUCCUCUUCUUUAAGACCUGGCUACAUUUUAAACAAACAAUCAGCCUUGCGUGUUUAAACUAGAAGGCUAAUGGGGGCGUGGUAGAGGGAGAUUCUAUCCAACAGCUCUACUGCUCCACAGCACAGGCCAAAAACAGAGGGAUUUCAUUCUCUCCCGCAGCGUUUGCUGUCCUGACGUUUAUUACACGGUUGUUGUCUUUAGUUUCAUUACACUCAAAGCAACUCAUUUUUAGAUGAGAAAAAAAUGGAUUACCUCCCUCUGGAGAGACAGCAGGACAUAAAAGGGCCGUUGUUUGAAAUGUGUACACAACUCACGGAUGGGACAAUUUACUCAGGCAUAUUUGCCAAUGUACAGUAGUCUACAGAAAGCUUUUAGGCCAUAUAAAUAAGUCAGGAGGGAGCAGAGUAAGAGCUGUGAACCUUUACAUAGCUGGAGGGGUUUACUGGACUGGGUUUCUUUGAGGCCUUUGUUUCUCCAGUUUCUGUGAGUGUUUUUAAGUGUGGUGAGAGGGCGCUCAAAGUGGCUGCAAAUCAUUCACUGUGGUUCCAAUCUUAGCAGGGCUUGUAUGUUUCUCAUGUUUGUUACGCUUCCAAAAAUCUGCAUGAACAGCACAUCAUGAAAUGUGUUUCAAAGGAAAGCAUCAUAUUUAGAUGUUCUACUUGACAUAAUUUUGUAAUGAACUAAUCCUUCAGCAUUUCAAAACCACUGUUCUGUUCUGUUUAUUUUUGUUUUUAAACUGAUUUUCAUUUGAAAUUACAUGGUUGUGAAAAUGGAACUAGUUCUUUUGCAUCCUAGGAUCUGCAUGUGGGGUCUGUGGAAGGAAUCUUACAGCUGCCAUGGGGAACAAAUUGCUGUCUUGCUGGAUCCCAAUCUAACUAAAAUGAUUCCUGUCUCUUGAAUAAAAGAAUAUAAUCUAUUGGGUAAAAUAGCUGCUCCCUACCAUCUGCAAUCAGGUGGAAGUUGGUUGUCUGUUCGCUAGAUUGUAUGGAUUUGUUUAAACAAGCAAUGUGCUGUAUGUUUUGAAAGCAUUCCUGUUCAUCAGAGCGUAAAUGGAUGUAUGGCUUUAUACAUUUAUUCUGUUUAUCAUGGCAACUCGACAAUAAGUUCAAUCAGUUUAGCCACUAAAAUUAAUUGGAGAAAAAUAAAAACCUAUUAAAGCAUAAUUGUGCUCCAUAUUGUUGCAUGGUUCCUACAUAUGAGUGCAUUUGGAAUGGGUGAAGUGAGAGAGUGUGGGUGGAAUGUAAAGUGACGGGAAUUUCUUCAUAGACAAUGCACCACAUUGGCUUGUAAUGAGUCAUAGAUAUCUGGAAUUCUUCCAAUUACCAACAAAAAGCUAUCUUAUUUUUCAGUUAUAAGCACUGUAGCUACCUUUUUUUGAAUUAAGUGUAACCUAGUUGCAUCGCUUUUUAUUUUUUAUUUGUUUUUAUAGACAUGUUGAAUUCACAGUAUCGAUAAAGGUUUUACAAAUUAGGAUAGUUUGUCUGCCUGUCCUCUCACUCCUCUCCCUUCUCCUGCAACAUUCUUCAGGAUUUCACCUCCAUGCUCAGACCUUAGCCUAGGGCUAAGCCCUUAGGCCACCAAGGCUUCCAUUUCUUCCAUCAUAUCAUCUCUAGUAUACUGUCAAGUAUUGUGUGUUUGUAAUGCUUUAUUUCUUACCAUGGGGGUGUCAUAAGCUUUCUCCAACUCCAUGUUUUGGUUGCCCUUUUAUGCCAGGGACAAGCCCUACACUAGCCAAACAAUCCAGUUUGUUUUCACAGAAGUGGAAGAUGACAAUCUACCAUGCAGCAUCUGCCAUUUCACUUGCUUGAAGCUGCACUAUACUGUACCCUGCAUUGAGGACCUGAUAACUAGGAAUGCUUUUGAAAUGUACUCAACAUUUGCUGCCAUUUUCACCUCUCGCUAAUGUUUCCUAAGGUGUUUUAGGAGGACUUUCAGAAAAAUAUAUUGAGCAGGAAUAGAACGAGACCCUUGAAUGACGGUUCCAUUUUCACAAAUACGUUUUGUUCAACGUAUUUAAAAAAAUAAAAAAAAAUAAAAAAAAUAAUUACAUUUUGAAUGUUCAGCUCUUAUUGCUCAUUCGCUGUCUCGUUUUUAUUCCAGGAAGUUCCCUCUGAAGCAGGGAGUGUCUGCAUAUAAAAUGGUCUGCAGUUCUCUGCUUCAUAGGUCAGAAGCUUGUUUAUCUUGUCUCUGUGGCUACGCUCAGUCCCAACUAAAUUGUUUGAACCUGUAUGAGAAAAAGCUCCAUUUGGCACGCAUCAUCUUACACACCAGAUAAUCUUCAUUUCAUUUGAACAUCCCUCUACAUGUAGAUUUCCCAGUUAAUUUCUGUUUAUGGCAAAUGCUAUUCAAAAUCAAGUCCCAGUGUCACUGAAAGAUGGUGAGAGAAUUGGAUUACUGCACAUUCUGGGCAACUAUUUUUUGCAAAUUGAAUUAGAAACUCUCAAAGUAUCAAUUUCAGAUAAUUAGAUAUACAUGUCAGUAGAUUCAUGACUUUUCCUUUACAUCAUGUCCUGUAAUAGGACUCUUUCCUACUUUAUUUUUUAAGAAAUUGUCAGAACACGUGUACACACAUACUCACCUACACACACUCACACAUAGACACACUCACUCAUCAUGAUGCAAUAAAAGAAAAGUGAAAAUUAUAAUUGGAUGAUCAAAGAAAGCAAAAAAAACGAGAAAACAAUCAUGCACAAAUUUCGCUGCUUGAAUGGGACUGCUAGCCAAUGCUGGUUGGGAUGCCUUUAUUUACUGUCCAAUUGUAUACACUGUAGAUGCCACCAACGUCUCCUCUUCUAUGACCAUGGGAGGCCCUCGCAGUGCUUUUCCCACCUCUUCCAGCUCAACCAUGCACUCCACUACUUCAGCCACCGACCAGACCUCUGCUCACACCGGCAUCGCCGCUCCAGACGAAGGUGUAAGUAGCAGAGCGGUGGCAGAGAUGCUUGGCGCCGAGGGCGGGACUGGCAACAGUGGGAGUGCUGGUGGCGGCAGGGCUGGCGGCGAGAAAGGAGGAGGGGCAGGAUCCCUAGGUGGAGGAGGAAGAGGGGGGGCAUCCCAGGAGGCCCAGCAGCACCACCAGAUGACCCCCUCCAAGCGGCGGACGGUGCUGAACAUCUCGCCUCCGCCCGAGGACCUGUUUGACGACAGCCGCAUGUCUUGCCAGGAGGAUCAGCUCCAGGACUCUGAGCAGAGCAACAGCAUCUGGAUGGAUGACUCCGCCUCUAACUUCAGCAUUGUCAGCUCCAGCUCCUACAACGACAACACAGAGGUGCCCCGGAAGUCUCGCAAGCGCACCCCCCGCCAGCGACCCGGUCCCAAGCCUGCCUCGGCCGAGGAGGCCAGCAUGGACGUGUUUGAUGCAGACAGUGCCAAAGGGCCUCACUUUGUGCUCUCACAGCUGGGCUCAGACAGCAAGGCCUGUACCAAAGGAAGUUCGGCAGAUGGCCCCCAAACAACCCAUCAGAAAGGUGGAACCCUAGCGAGCCAGUUCCCUCAGAAGAGUGAGGGCAAGGAGCUGAAGAUCCUGGUCCAGCCUGAGACCCAGCACAGAGCCCGCUACCUGACUGAAGGCAGCAGGGGGUCAGUGAAGGACCGCACUCAGCAGGGCUUUCCCACCCUAAAGCUGGAGGGUGUGAAUGAGGCAGUGGUGCUGCAGGUGUUUGUGGGUAAUGACGCUGGGCGUGUAAAGCCACAUGGGUUCUACCAGGCCUGCAGGGUGACAGGGCGCAACACCACAGCCUGCAAGGAGGUGGACAUCGAGGGCACCACUGUCAUUGAAGUGUCCCUAGAACCCAGCAAUAAUAUGACCCUGGCGGUGGACUGCGUGGGGAUCCUAAAACUGCGUAACGCUGAUGUGGAAGCUCGUAUCGGGGUGGCCGGCUCCAAAAAGAAGAGCACGCGUGCCAGGCUGGUGUUUCGGGUCAACAUCCCCAGGCCGGACGGCUCGGUGCUCACGUUACAGACACCGUCGUCCCCCAUCCUGUGCACCCAGCCUGCAGGGGUGCCUGAGAUUCUGAAGAAGUCCCUCCAUAGUUGCUCGGCGAGGGGUGGUGAGGAGGUCUUCAUCAUUGGGAAGAACUUCCUCAAGGACACCAAGGUCAUAUUCCAGGAAAAUGUGUCCGAUGAGAAGUCUUGGAAGGCAGAGGCUGAAAUUGACAUGGAGCUGUUUCACCAGAAUCACUUGAUUGUGAAGGUUCCUCCUUACCAGAACCCAGCCAUCGCGUCUGCAGUGUGUGUGGGGAUCUACGUGGUGACCAAUGCUGGCCGAUCCCACGACGUGCAGCCUUUUACAUACACUCCAGAACCAGUGGACAUAUCUGUGAAGAAAGAAGUUCCAUCUCCAGGCAAGCCCUGCUCUUUUGAUCAACGGUUGAAAGUAAUUGAUGGUGCCUUGAUGCCCAUAAUGUUGCCUCUUGUGAAGAGAGAAGAGGUCACUCCAAUGGAGGUCUCCAGCAACCUCCCUUCUGCUGGCAUUUUCAAGCGGACUCCCGAUGUCAUGUGUUCGGCCCAGCAGACGCUGGACAUGAGUUCCAACCUUCCCCCCAACAACAGCCCGUUCUCCAACUCCUUGCCGCGGCCUGCCAGUGACCCUGAUGAAUCCCAAACAGCAGUCUUCAACAGUGCAGAGGCCCUGAGCACCAUACAGAAGCAGGACAUCGCUCCCACCAGCUCCUUCCCCGUGCCUGCAGACUCUCUACUCCAACCUGGGCCUCAGCAGUUUCUCCUGGAGCCCAGAGAGGGGCUGGGGCAGGACAGGGCCGGCAACAACGCUGGGGCGGUAGGGAGGCUCAGUCAACAAGUGGAGGCCCCUCAACCUGCCCCCCAGCAGCACCAGCUGCCCGUAUUCCCCCCAGAUGAGGUGGCCCAAUUGGAACAAGCAGUGAGACAACUGCAGGCUAAAGGGUACUGCAGCCAGCAUCAACAGCGACAACAGCAACAGAUUCAGCAGCAACAAAUUCAGCAACAACAGCAGCAACAAAUUCAGCAACAGCAGCAGCAACAAAUUCAGCAACAACAGCAGCAACAAAUUCAGCAACAACAGCAACAGCAACUACAGCAACAGCAACUACAGCAACAACAACAGAUUCAACAACAACAAAUUCAGCAACAACAGCAACAGCAAAUUCAACAGCAACAAAUUCAACACCAGCAACAGCAAGUGUUGGACAACCUGCAGCAGCAGCUGUUUCAGUCACAGAUGCCCAUGCAGUGUGGCAUAUUCCAGGGCAGUUCUCGAGGUGAGAACACUGAACAGCAGGGUUCCCAGCAGGGCAUGGUGCAGAACCAUGGUUCCCUCUUUCAGCAGGCCCAACAACAGCAGCAGCAGCAACAACAACAGAAACAGCAGCAGCAAGCAGCACUCUUUCAGCAAGCCAAUGAGCUCCUCUCCAUUCAGACCAACUUCCUCCAUCAGACCCCUUCUCAUCCCUCUCCACCCCUCUUCCAUAACCCCAGCCCCCUGGCUGAGGCACAGGACCCACAGGGGGCGCUGUUCCACACUCAGAAGGCCUCUCCCACCCAGGAGCAGGUCCAGGCAACCCUCUUCCAGAACACACUGACAGUGUUGAGUAGGACCAGCCUUUCCCCAGAGCAGCCCCCCUCUGCCGCCAACCUGUUCCUCCCCCAGAGUACCCUGCCCGGGCAGCUCUCCGCUAGCGGUAGCCAGCAGCAGCUGGCCUUCCUCAGUGCCCUGCAGACCUCUGCCACUGAGCCCCAGUCAGUGUUCCAGGCUCAGACCCAGCUUUCCCCCAUCCAGCAGGGGACCCCCAUGGAGCAGCAGCAGCCCUCCCAGCCUCAGCCCCAGCCUCAGCCACCUCAGCAGAACUCCAUGUUUCAGAACAUCUCCCCUCAUCCACCUGCAAACACUCUCUCUCAGACCCGGCAGCAGCAGGCCAGCCUACUGUUCUGCAGCAACCCCCUCUCCACUCCAGAGCAGCCCCCCAGUCUGCUGUUCAGUGGCCAGGGCCAGAUGCCCCCCAUGAGCAGCAGCAGCCUGAACUCUCAGGAGCCCCAAAACCCCUCCAUGCUGUUCUCUCAGGCCAGCAUGGUGACGGUUAGCCAGCAGGAAUCCUCUGAGCCCAUGGCCUUCCUGGACCAGAGCCAGGUGGUGGGGAACCCCUCAGAGCCUUGCCAGCAGGGCCUGUUCCAAGAGCAGCAGCCCAUGCAGCUGAUCACCAGCUCCAACAACGGCCCAGAGCAGCCCGUCUCCCUCUUCAUGCCCCAAUCCAACAUGGCUGCCCUGCAGGGUUGCAUGGCUGCCCAGGAGCUCCCGCAGACAGGCAUCUUCAGCACCCAGAAUGGGGUGGCAGGCCUGCAGACCACCACCUCCUCCCCCGUGCAGCAGCCAGGGUCUCUGUUCCAAACAGCAGUCAGUGGGACCCUCAACCAGCCCAGCGAGGCACAGCAGCCAGGCCUCUUCCUCUUUGGGAUUCAGAACGAGUGUGGCCAGCUGAUAAACUCUCCUGGAACCACUCUGUCUGAUCAGAUCAUUGCCAUCAGUCAGUCUGGUCAGAACCAGAGAGAGAGCGAGGCCCAGAUCCAGUCGCUGCUCAACCAGUCCAUGUCUGAGUCAGGGAGCAUGCAGAACAGCAUGACGGCCUCCCAGAACAUGGAGAAGAUAGAUGACCUGCUCGUCAGCCUACAGGAGCAGGGCAACAACCUCACUCGCUCCUACUAGGCCUGCUAUAGGUUUCAGGACCCCCGAAGACCCCCAGUGUGGACCUCCAUUACAGAUGGCAGAAGAAUGGAAACAAAUUCAACAGUGGGCUCCUGUCCAAACUCCAAGUUACAUGUAAGCCUAGGCGGGCCUUCUUCUCCAAGGACUGUCUUCAUGUGUAGAUGCUCCACAGUGGCGCCGAGCGGGAUACCAGUCCGCCACUGCAUCUAAACCUGGACCUCAAAAUAGGACAUAGGUUGUAGUCACCCCACAACUGCAGUGUGGUCAAUGUAUCUCACAGCUAGUCGCCUCCAGCUGUUAAUGAAACAUGACACUUUGAAAUGUUUGGCUAACUCACCAGUUCUCAGAACAGCACUUUGCGGUGUGGUUUUAUAAAGAUGGUGGUGGAAGCUAGCACAGCAUUCUGUAUUCUCCAGGACCAGAGUGUGGGCUCACAAUUGUUUAUAACGCAUUGUUGUCCUUUUUAUACGAUAUUAAAAGUCUUUUAAGAAAUAGCAAAAGAAAAUAUACAAUUCGUGAAAAAUAAACCUUUGUAAGAUAUUUUGACAUUAGUUCUUUCAGCACCUUACGAUGCUUUCCUUUUGUGACCAUUUACUCAUUAAGUUGGCCCAUGCAUUCACUAGUCAGCUAUUUAUCUCUUCUCCUGUUUACUGGAUGUACAGCUUGACUACUUUAUUACUCAUGCAUGUGUGUUGAGUUAUGGCUUUAGUUUUUAUUGCUCCUUUCAUGAAACACCAGUUUAUUUUAUUGGCAGCCAUCUUCCCAUUCCUGAGAAUAACUCCAAGUAUUUGAGUAUUACACCAUGGAUUUAUUUCCCUGAUUAGACUCUGUAGUACGAGAGAUGCUCUAGAUUAGGGUCAAUGUGGAUCAAGAGAAAAAUAAUAAUCCAGCCUUUAAAUCAUUCAUUUCCAGUCUAUAUAAUUAAAUAAUAGGCCUACAGUUUGAAUAAAUCAUAACCAUAUAUGCAUACCAUAUACCAGUGCGCACGAUUGUCUGAUUGAUGUAAUUAAAGAGUAUAUUGUUAUUUGUAUCACUCUAUGGCAAGUGUAGAUAAUGUGUUUUGUAGUGAUGUCUCCAUGGCAGAUGUUUAGCUCAUGUCUGACACGCACGAACUGGACUUUUAUCUAUAGAUCAGAGAGGAGUUUUCCAUAUGUUUGUCUUACUGUAAAACACCAACUCUCUUGCCUACAGUGGGCCACCCCAGGACCUGAGACAAGGCCUCAAGUCACAUCCUCCUUUUUCGUCUUCAUGAAUGGCCAGUUUUAUGGCUCAUAUUGAUUGGUGUGUUUAUAUUUGUCGUUCGAGACUAGCCAUGUUUUGACAGGGAGAAAGUGGUGAAAGUGACUGGAGCAGUUAUUUGUUUUGCCUUGACCAUGAAUGGUUGUUUGUAGUUGGAUUAUUAGUGUCAGGCGUGAUAUACAGAUGUAGGAUCUUAAUUUGAUCACUCUUUUGUUGCUGAGCAUUUUCCUGCACCUUAAGAAAUACAAACUUCUAUUUUUUCUUGUUAUUAUUUGUAUUUGAUCAUAUAUAUAUAUAUAUAUAUUGUACUUUUUACCCCCAAUUUCGUGAUAUCCAAUUGGUAGUUGGUCUUGUACCAUCGCUGCACCUCCUGUACGGACUCGGGAGAGGUGACGAUCGAGAGCCAUGCGUCCUCCCACACUUGACCCUGCCAAGCCGCACUGCUUCUUGACACACUCCCCGCUUGACCCGGAAGCCAGCCGCACCAAUGUGUCGAAGGACACACUGGCGACAGCUGGCGACCAAAGUCAGUGUGCAUGCGCCCGGCCCGCCACAAGGCGUCGCUAGAGCGCGAUGGGAAAAGGACAUUGUGCGCCGCAUCAUGGGUCUCCCAGUCAUGGCCAGCUGUAACACAGCCUGGGAUCAAACCCAGGUCUGUAGAGACACCUCAAGCGCUGUGAUGCUGUGCCUCUCGGGAGGCAUGUGUAUUUGAGUUUUAAAAAGGUUUCUAAAGUUUGUAUUUUCGACUUUGAAAUUUCAGACUUGAUUUACCCUAAUGAAAAAUGUAUCAACCCCUACAAAAAUGUCCAUUAAUUAUAAUCCACAGAACAAUUCACAUUUCCUUUUGCUGCAGGAUUAUUUUUCUGCUGUAGCAAACUGGCUCAAAUUAAGAUCCCACACCUGUACUGUUGCCAAACUGGUUUGUGCAUUUAUUCUUUACAUGUGAGUAUUGGGCUGGAGUGGAGCCAACAGUAAGAUUGUGUCUUGUUUUUAGUCUGAAUCUGAGUAUAUGCAUGAACAAGGAGCUGGUCUCUGAUGACAACAAGAACAGCUUAGUUGAGUGCCUCCAUCUUUCUCUCUUAUUGUUGUUGUCUGUUAGUGUGUGUUCUUAACAUCAUUACCUUUUAUUCACUUUAAAAACAAGAAGAUUUUUAAAAUGGAGAGUAUUUAAACUAUUUUUAGUAAUGUGAUUGGUGGGACCCCAUAUUCCCCAUCCCAGAGCUUGAGCUGUGUUCUUUUAGAUAUUUAAAGGGACCCUACUCAUGAAGAAUGAACCGUUAAGUUGCUUUAGAGAAAAGAGCUGUCUGUGAUUGGCUUUCUUCAACUCUUGUGAAAAACGAGUACUUUUGUUUCCAAUAGUCAUGAGUAUUUAUGUGAAUUUUUUUAUAAGAUUUAGAAAUAUUUUAUCAUAUCUUUUUUACUGGUGUAGUUCUAAUACAUCUUUUCAGAAAUCAUAUCUAAUUUAUUUUGUAUUUUUUUGUCUUAGAUAGUGUAAAUUGUGUCCCACAAUCAUCUUUGUGCCACAAAUGACUUGAUGUACAAGGGUGCUUCUGAUUUAACUCUGUAAUUGUAUUAAUAUUAGUUAUGUGGAUUUGGCCCUUCCCCGCCUGUUGAAACUGUAAUUGGCAGUGUUCUUGUGUGACAUAUCUGUCAGUGAAGCUUAUCUUCUCCUUGUGAGGACAGGGAUACAACUUUAUGGUUGAGGGAGUUAAAAUGUACCAUGUACACUACGAGUCACAUGUACUUUCCUGUGCAUUGUUUUCCUCCUUAGAUAGAUUUCUGUUCAUAUGCCAGGUUGAGAUCAAUUGUACAGUAUGUUUGUCCAAAGCUGAUAGUUUAAGUCAAACCCUUGUGAUAUAAUUUGUGAAACAUUGAACCUAUACUGUCACAUCUACAACUUAUUUCACCUCUUGAAUAAGGAAAGUGUAGGAAGUUAUUGGACAACUAUGCCAGUUAUAAAGCCAUACAGACAGAUAAAACAGCAUCUAUUAAAUAAUUGUUAAUAGGGUUUACAAGAAACUCCAAACGCAGAAUGUGUUUGUUACCUCAACCCGAGCAGGUUGCUAAUCAGGCCAACUUACUCAACAUUGGACCAAUUACAAUGAUAAAGUACAUUAUUUAUAUAUAGUAUACAUACAAUAUUUUGGCAGCAGCAUGUUAAUGUUUUGUGUUAUGAAUACACAAUAAGAUCAUUGUUAUUUUCAUGCAUAUUGAGGGGGAAAAAAUACCUAUUUUCAAAUGUAACCAAUGAAUAUCCCAAAUAGUUUGAGCUUUGACAAAAGAGGAGGGCUAUUUGUCAAGUAGGCCACAUGUUUUACAUUGAUGACGACAUGAGUCUUUGUAAUUGAGUGGCACUAUACGUUAUUGUGCCGGUUAAGGUUCCAUUUACUGAAGACCUAAAAAUGAACGACUUUUCCUACUCAACCAAUGACUACAGAAAUGCAGAGGUCACCUUGAAAGUUAUAUUUUUACCGUAUUUGCACCCAGACUAACCAAUGAUUUAUGACAUCACAGUGUACAGCAAAUAUAUUUUAGAAGUAUUGCUCAGUACAUUGGAUGAUAUACUUGUGCCUUGACAAACUUUUAUAGUAGAGACCAGAUUUAUCUUGUACCAGUGUUGCCUGUUUUAUUCACCACUGUGACACUAUUGUCAGUGGCUAUUACCCCUUGAUAACUAGUAUCUUGCAAGCCAUACGACUUGCUUCAAAUGCCGUACAGAAAUGAGUGAUCAGAUAAAUGUAUAGUGUUGUGCAUCUGAUUUAUUUUCACAAAUGUUAAUUGCAUUUGUUGUUUAACGUAGGUGCAAUUAAAGUUGUCUCAAACUGCUAUGCAGCUUGAUUCAAUAUAAAUGUAUAUCUGUUACUUUUUUUAAUAUAGAUUUUAUCUAUCUAGCCUCUCUUGAUUGUUCAUUGCAAAGGGGAAACUAUAACAAAAUAUUGUAAUUCUGUCAAUUAUUUAUGUAGAUUUUUGAAAUAGUAUUGAUACCGUGUGCCACCGGAAUUUAUUUUUAUGAUUGGGCUUAUGUCAGUCAAGACAAACACAAAUUUCACCUAAUUCAAACAAACUUGUCAUUCAGAAUUUUUAUCAUGGGUGUUUGUUUUUAUUGUAAAUGUCAUCAGUUAGUCUGUUCACACACUUCUGUUUGUGUCCCCUUAACCUGUCAGGCUUUGGUUUGAUGUGAAAGUCUGCUUUAUUUCCAUGAGGGGUUUUUUCUGCUGGGGAUAGUAGUGAACCUGUUGAUAGCAUUGACAGGUUAUAGGUAUGGGGAGUGCAUAUCACCAAUGUGUUUUUAGCUACCAUGUGAACAAUCGUGAAAUAUUACCUUUGAAAAAAUGAAUUGAUAUAAAUGUAUUUUUGCUUUUGUUGGGGCGUUUGUAUACUCUUGCAAUUAUAUUUAUGUAAACCUGCUGGUAUCUAUAUUAAUAAAGAUAGAUGAUACGUU
This is a messenger RNA of Salvelinus fontinalis (brook trout), 20530 nucleotides long. Its product is annotated as nuclear factor of activated T-cells 5-like. The transcript is spliced from 13 exons. The record is from RefSeq and is a predicted model, not a curated record. Gene Ontology annotation, biological process: calcineurin-NFAT signaling cascade; cytokine production; regulation of transcription by RNA polymerase II. Bases 11881 to 15849 code for a protein of 1322 amino acids. Gene Ontology annotation, cellular component: transcription regulator complex. Lineage: Eukaryota; Metazoa; Chordata; Actinopteri; Salmoniformes; Salmonidae. Gene Ontology annotation, molecular function: transcription factor binding; RNA polymerase II cis-regulatory region sequence-specific DNA binding; DNA-binding transcription factor activity, RNA polymerase II-specific.